This is a messenger RNA of Uranotaenia lowii, 2463 nucleotides long. RefSeq lists its product as uncharacterized. The transcript has 3 exons. The record is from RefSeq and is a predicted model, not a curated record. NCBI's taxonomy places the organism in Eukaryota, Metazoa, Arthropoda, Insecta, Diptera, Culicidae. The coding region runs from base 1 to 2463 and encodes 820 amino acids.
AUGGCUGUGUCAUCGAAGGGAAUACUGUUUAAGCAAAAAUCUAGAGGAUCCAUCAGGCAUGGAGAAGUGGCUAUUCCCCGUAACAUUGUUCGGUACGAAUGGAUCAAGUAUAAGCGAAAUUUCGAUUUCAUCGUUGCGGCUUCAGGGGAGACCGACAAAACUCGUAUCAAGAAUAUUUUUCUUGCACGAGCCGGACCAGACCUCCAGGAGGUAUUCGCGUCGAUCCCGGGUGCCGAUGUGGCUGAAAACGGAAACGAGGGGAUUGACCCAUACGCGGUCGCUAUACAGCAUCUAGACGCAUACUUCUCCCCUAAGCAACACGAGACGUUUGAGAGGAAUGUUUUCUGGACACUCAAACCGAAUCCGGAGGAGACAAUCGGAAAGUUUAUGUUGCGUUGUCAGGAUCAGGCUAGCAAGUGUAACUUUGGAAGUACGGCUCAGGAAAGCAGAGCCAUAAGUGUCAUUGACAAAGUCAUUCUUUUUGCCCCUAAUGAUCUGAAAGAACAACUUUUGCAAAAAGAUGCACUCGAUAUUGACCAAGUCGCUAAAAUUGUCAGUUCAUAUGAGUCGGUGAAGCAUCAAGCUCAGCUGAUGAAUAUGUCAUCUUCGGGAGCCUCCGAGUCCUUUAGGAUAAAUAGUGAUGAGAGGAGUAGCAUCAACCAAAUCCGAUUUCCCUCCUUCAACGAAUGUAGAAGAUGUGGAAACGACAAACAUCGGGCUAACGAUCUUAAGUGUCCAGCUCGUAAAAAGGAGUGUGGCAAGUGCAAACGAAUGGGACAUUAUGCCGUAAAAUGUCGAACACCUACAACUAAAAGGAAGUUUGCGGAAGAAAAUAGACCAGGUCCUAGCAACAGAUUCAAGAGAUACCGCAUAAACGAGAUCGAGAGCGACAGGGAAAGGGAAUCUCGAAGUUUCAUAUUUAAUAUAAACGACGGCGGAGAAUUACUUUGGCUCAAGCUUGGUGGAGUAACGUUACAGUUACUGAUCGAUUCGGGCUGCAUGAAAAAUAUAAUCAAUGAAAAGGCGUGGGAAUACUUGAAGAACAAUGGAGCGAAGAUAAGAAACCAAGUGAAGCAUUGCAGCGAAGUGUUUCUGCCGUAUGGGGAAAAAGCCAAACCGUUGACUGUCCUUGGGAAGUUUGACGCAUGCAUAUCAAUUGAUGACGAAGGAAAGCUCAUUGAAGAGGUUGCGACGUUUUACGUGGUACUCGGAGGCCAACAGUGCUUGUUAGGUCGUACCACAGCCAUGAGUCUGGGGGUUUUAUGUAUCGGAUUACCGAGCACUCACGGAAUUAACAUGAUUGAGUCUACGCAAAAACGGCCAUUCCCCAGAAUCAAAGGCGUUCAAAUCGAGAUACCUAUUGACACAAGUGUUGCGCCGGUGUGCCAACAUCCUCGUCGUCCCCCAAUUGCUCUUUUAUCCAAAAUAGAGGAAAAGCUAACCUCUUUGCUUGUUAGUGACAUCAUCGAGCCGGUAGAAGGCGGCUGUCAAUGGGUUUCACCAUUAGUAACAGUGGUUAAGGAUAAUGGGGACCUUCGAUUGUGUGUCGACAUGCGCCGCGCAAACCAGGCGAUUUUGCGAGAACGUCAUAUUAUGCCCACGAUUGAGGAUUUUUUGCCCAGAUUCACGUCUGCGAAGUAUUUUAGUCGUCUCGACAUAAAAGAGGCUUUUCAUCAAGUGGAGUUGAAAGAAGAAAGCCGUUACAUAACAACCUUCAUAACCCACAUGGGCCUCUUUCGCUAUAAACGGCUGAUGUACGGAAUUGUAGUUGCUCCAGAGAUCUUCCAGCGAAUCUUGGAGCAAGUUUUGAGUCGCUGCAAAAACACCGUCAAUUUUAUCGACGAUAUCCUUGUCUUUGGUAGCACAGAAGAAGAACAUGAUGCGGAACUAAAGGUAGUACUAUCGAUUCUGAAAGAUCGUGAAAUCCUCUUAAACCAAGAGAAAUGUCUGUUCAAGGUUAAUAGUUUGGAAUUUCUCGGACACACGAUCUCGUCGGAAGGCAUCAGACCGUCAAACCGUAAAGUUGAGGCUCUUCAAAGAUUUCGACCACCAAUCACCGCCGAGGAGGUACGAAGUUUCCUUGGGUUAGUGACGUACGUCGGACGCUUCCUCCCGAAUCUAGCAACAAUAACAGCACCGCUUCGCGAACUGACCCGGUCCGGCAUUAAAUUCGUAUGGGGGACAAAACAAGAGGAAUCCUUCAUGAAGAUUAAGAACAUGAUCAGUAAUGUGCAGCAAUUGUAUUUUUUCGAUAACACCUUCCGAACUAGGCUUAUCGCGGAUGCAUCACCAGUAGCGUUGGGGGCGGUUUUAAUACAAUUCGAAGGUUCAUCUGAUUGCGAGCCACGACCGAUUGCAUACGCCAGCAAGAGUCUAACAAGCACCGAACAGAGAUACUGUCAGACUGAGAAAGAGGCAUUAGCCUUAGAUUGGGGGGUAGAAAGGUUUGCGGUAUAUCUUUAG